CCCCAGCGGCCCGGGGCGACCAGCGCGAUCCGGCCUUGCCGCCGCCACCUCGCGGAGAAGCCAGCCAUGGGCGCCGCCGGCUCCUCCGCGCUGGCCCGCUUUGUCCUCCUCGCGCACCCCCGGCCCGGGUGGCUCGGGGUCGCCGCGCUGGGGCUGACCGCCGUGGCGCUGGGGGCUGUCGCCUGGCGCUGCGCAUGGCCCACGCGGCGCCGGCGGCUGCUGCAGCAGGUGGGCACCGUGGCGCAGCUCUGGAUCUACCCUGUGAAAUCCUGCAAGGGGGUGCCGGUGAGCGAGGCGGAGUGCACGGCCAUGGGGCUGCGCAGCGGCAACCUGCGGGACAGGUUUUGGCUUGUGAUCAAUCAGAAGGGAAACAUGGUUACUGCUCGCCAGGAACCUCGCCUGGUCCUGAUUUCCCUGACCUGUGAUGGGGACACCCUGACUCUCAGUGCAGCCUACACAAAGGACCUACUACUGCCCAUCAAAACGCCCACCUCAAAUGCAGUGCACAAGUGCAGAGUGCACGGCCUGGAGAUCGAGGGCAAGGACUGUGGCGAGGCUGCCGCCCAAUGGAUAACUAGCUUCCUGAAGUCACAGCCCUACCGCCUGGUGCACUUCGAGCCUCACAUGCUACCAAGACGUCCUCACGAAAUAGCAGAUUUGUUCCGACCCAAGGACCAGAUUGCUUACUCAGACACCAGCCCAUUCUUGAUCCUUUCUGAGGCGUCGCUGGCGGAUCUCAACUCCAGGCUAGAGAAGAAAGUUAAAGCAACCAACUUCAGGCCCAAUAUUGUAAUUUCAGGAUGCGAUGUCUAUGCAGAGGAUUCUUGGGAUGAGCUUCUUAUUGGUGACGUGGAACUGAAAAGGGUGAUGGCUUGUUCCAGAUGCAUUUUAACCACAGUGGACCCAGACACCGGUGUCAUGAGCAGGAAGGAGCCGCUGGAAACACUGAAGAGUUAUCGCCAGUGUGACCCUUCAGAACGAAAGUUAUAUGGAAAAUCACCACUCUUUGGGCAGUAUUUUGUGCUGGAAAACCCAGGGACCAUCAAAGUGGGAGACCCUGUGUACCUGCUGGGCCAGUAAUGGGAACUGUAUGUCCUGGAAUAUUAGACGCCUUUUAAAAAUGUUCUCAAAAAUGACAACACUUGAAUCAUGGUGUUUCAGAACUGAGACCUCAACAUUUUCUUUAAAUUUGUGAUUUUCACAUUUUUCCUCUUUUGGACUUCUCGUGUCUCAAUGCUUCAAUGUCCCAGUGCAAAAAGCAAAGAAAUAUAGUCUCAAUAACUUAGUAGGACUUCAGUAAGUCACUUAAGUGACAAGACAGGAUUCUGAAAACUCCCUGUUUAACUGAUUGUGGAAUAGUUCUUUCUCCUGCUUCUCCGUUUAUCUACCAAGAGCGCAGACUUGCAUCCUGUCACUACCACUUGUUAGGGAAAGAGAAGAAGAGAAAGAGGAAGAGUGGGUGGGCUGGAAGAAUGUCCUAGAAUGUGUUAUUGCCCCUGUUCAUGAGGUACGCAAUGAAAAUUAAAUAUGCUCCCCAAAUAUGGCUGGAAUGCCACUUCCCUUUUCUUCUCAAGCCUCCGGCUAGCUUUUGAAAUGGCAUGAAGACUGAGGUGACCUUCAGGAAGCACUCCAGAUAUUAAUUUUCCAUAGAUCUGGAUCUGGCCCUGCUGCUUCUCAACAGCAUUGAAUUUCCUAAAGGUGCCCAGGAGGGUGGUUGUGUAGUCAUGGAGGUCCCCUGGAUCCUUGCCAUUCCCCUCAGCUAAUGACUGAGUGCUGUUUCUCCAGUUCCGGGUGAAAAAGUUCUGAAGUCUGUGGAGGAGAAGAAAAGUGAUUCAGUGAUUUCAGAUAGACUACUGAAAACCUUUAAAGGGGGAAAAGGAAAGCAUAUGUCAGUUGUUUAAAACCCAAUAUCUAUUUUUUAACUGAUUGUAUAACUCUAAGAUCUGAUGAAGUGUAUUUUUUAUUGCCAUUUUGUCCCUUGAUUAUAUUGGGAAGUUGACUAAACUUGAAAAAUGUUUUUAAAACUGUGAAUAAAUAGAAGCUACUUUGACUAGUUUCAGA
Messenger RNA from Nomascus leucogenys (northern white-cheeked gibbon), 2061 nucleotides. RefSeq names its product mitochondrial amidoxime reducing component 1 (gene MTARC1). Gene Ontology annotation, molecular function: molybdenum ion binding; nitrate reductase activity; molybdopterin cofactor binding. Gene Ontology annotation, cellular component: mitochondrial inner membrane. NCBI's taxonomy places the organism in Eukaryota, Metazoa, Chordata, Mammalia, Primates, Hylobatidae. The record is from RefSeq and is a predicted model, not a curated record. Gene Ontology annotation, biological process: nitrate metabolic process.